AUGUCUACUACUUCCAAUGCGAUACCCACGCUCAUCAGCCAGGAGACGACGACGAUAACAUUUUGCACAUUCGGAACUGCAGCGGCUGCAGCAGUGACGAGGACCACCACCGAAACCUUCACUGACUGGAGUGGAAACGAUGGUCCCAAGCUAGGCUAUUCUCCUAAUGUUCUAGUCAGCCAAGUUGAGGCUUUUGUGGACAAUUGUACACGUUAUUUAGAUUGUGAGGUGACCGUUUACCCGAACCCAGACAUCUCUGGGAAUGGGGUGCUCACGGCCUUUGUGGUGUCCGCCUAUUUGGUUUUUGCUCUCGUUGCAUGGGCUUACUGGUUUGGAGCCUUGCCGAAGGGUCUGGCUCGUAAUAUUGACCGAAGGCUCUUUUUCGCUCGCCCAGAACAGUCGGAAGAUAGAUGGAGGAAAAUGUUCGUGGAGCUAGUCCUGAUGCUCAGCGAUCAACAGCUUCUGACCGGUCUCACCAUCCUCAUAGCCGGUUAUACUCAAGCAUUGGGGGCCAAUCUUAGCGCCUAUCACUGGAACGCCUACUUCGAGAUAGACUACGGGCCAGCAGGGCACUACGAUCUAUUCGAGUAUCCGCCAUAA
Messenger RNA from Colletotrichum costaricense, 600 nucleotides. RefSeq lists its product as uncharacterized. The transcript is spliced from 3 exons. The record is from RefSeq and is a predicted model, not a curated record. The coding region runs from base 1 to 600 and encodes 199 amino acids. Lineage: Eukaryota; Fungi; Ascomycota; Sordariomycetes; Glomerellales; Glomerellaceae.